GCCAGCCCCUUGGUGCGUCGGGUCGGGUCCUUACGCCUCGGGCCUCGACCCUGGCCAAGCAAGCCCGCCAUGGAGGGGGAUGGCCCCUCCGCCGCCGCCCGAUACCAGCCAGCCAGCCCCCCGAGAGAUGCUUGCGUUUACAGCAGCUGCUACUGUGAAGAAAAUAUUUGGAAGCUCUGUGAAUACAUCAAAAACCAUGACCAGUAUCCUUUAGAGGAGUGUUACGCUGUCUUCAUAUCUAACGAGAGAAAAAUGAUACCUAUCUGGAAACAACAGGCAAGACCUGGAAAUGGACCUGUGAUCUGGGAUUACCACGUGGUUUUGCUUCAUGUUUCCAGUGGAGGACAGAGCUUCAUUUAUGAUCUCGAUACUGUCUUGCCGUUUCCCUGCCCAUUCGAUACUUACGUAGACGAUGCCUUUAAGUCUGAGGAUGACAUUCACCCACAGUUUAGGAGGAAAUUCAGAGUUAUCCGUGCAGAUUUAUAUUUGAAGAAUUUCGCUUCUGACCGAUCUCACAUGAAAGACUCCAGUGGGAACUGGAGAGAGCCUCCCCCACCAUAUCCCUGCAUUGAAACUGGAGAUUCCAAAAUGAACCUGAAUGAUUUCAUCAGUAUGGAUCCUGAGGUAGGAUGGGGAGCAGUCUACACACUAUCUGAAUUUGUGCAUCGGUUUGGCAGUAAGAACUACUGAACUUGACAUGAGGAUGUGGAACUAUGGAAAAAUUCUAGGACAUGAACAAGCUAUCCCUUCAUUUAGGAUAGUAAACUAUCCUGUGGUACAGUUGGCUUGGAAUUAUGUUUUUCUUUUUUAAUUUAAUUGAGUGGAAACAUGAGUGAAAACAAAUAUUAUAAGUGAACUGUAAUUCAGCUUUUUUUUUAAUAUGUGAAGUUGAAACUUGAUUUAGUGUAUAAUUGCUAAGCUAUUCCUGUGGCUCAUUUGUUAAAACAUAUAAUGACUUAUGCCAGUGACCGUUCUUGUUAAGAUAGAGGUAUGGUCUCAGAGCCAGACCCUGUAUCUGUUCUGGAUGGCUUAUGUCUUUCCAGCUACAUUGUACGCUCCUUGAGGGCAAGGUUGUGGCUUAUUGCUCUGUGAAUCUCUAAAGCCCUAAAAGGUGCCCAUAAAAUGUUUUCUAGCGAAUGUGCUGUUGCUUGAAAAGGGAUGGUAAUUGUGAGCUGAAUCAGCAACAAGUAUUAGUCUUUUUGGACUAUUAUAUUGUUAAAAAGAUUGCAGCCCUUUCAGACUUGUGUGUUAUUUGGCCUAUUUAUAUAUGGUUUUAAAUAAAAUUGAUUUAAAAUUAA
Molecule: messenger RNA, 1298 nt
Organism: Otolemur garnettii (small-eared galago)
Lineage: Eukaryota; Metazoa; Chordata; Mammalia; Primates; Galagidae
Gene: NTAQ1
Product: WDYHV motif containing 1
Exons: 6
Coding region: 70-690 (206 amino acids)
Cellular component (GO): nucleus; cytosol
Molecular function (GO): protein-N-terminal glutamine amidohydrolase activity; protein-N-terminal asparagine amidohydrolase activity
Source: RefSeq, a predicted model, not a curated record